CGUUUCAAAUACCUAUUCGUGAAACCUCGUCCUUGCAAUUAAGAUUCAUGGUCGCAAACCUUAAUUCACAGCAAUGAGGCUUGCCGCCACGACACUUCCGUGCUUGCACUCGACAAACAAUUCCUUACUUGUGCCUCUCCCAUAACUGCAGGGUUCGUGGCGCUGGACGGGGUUUCCAUCGAUCUGCUCGACCUGGUGGUGCUCACAUUCGCUGGGUGGGAGUUGAUCGCAGCCGCCAGAACGACCUUGAAUGACGACAUCGAUUCGUAUCUGAACGCGCGAACGCGUCUCACAGAAGACUGAUCGUCACGGCGAUACUAUGACUGGAAUCUAAUCACGACGACAUGAUGAGCACGCCCAACAAGCGUCGCAAAAAGAACGACCAUCAGCCUUCCCCGCAGCCCGUCCGUUCUCUGGCUUACUUCUUCGGAAAACAGAAAGCGCAGGAGGAGGCAAAAGCCGUAUUGCCAACUUCAUCGAACGCCGUGAACCACACACGUAACGGCAGCAAGGAUGAUGGGACGGAUGAUGAAGCAGUACUGACCGACGAACAGCUUGCAAGAAAGUUGCAAGCGGAGUACGAUGCGGAGAAUGGCAGUUCAGGUGACAGGCUUGAAGCUGAUGCCGCAGGCAACGAAGCUGACGCGGAAGGACUGGCCACGGAGGCUGACCGCCAUUCUAACAAGUGUGAGGAACCCAUACCAAACGGGUCGGAUUUGCAGCAUGAUGGUGAUCUCCCGAAGCCAGUGGAAUCAACGCCAGUCGGAAACGCUUUCUCGGCGCUCGGGAAGAAGACCACGUUAUCUUUGCAGUCGGCAACAGCAGAUGAAGACACCGUUACCCACGCCAUUCCGUUCGAUGAAUCACCUUUAACGUUCGAUCCGCAGAAGUACAUACCCGAGCUGAAGAAGCAGUGGGCUCCGGAAGGCGGAAGUGCUACUUACGCCCUUCUCACCCACUGCUUUGUGUUGGUGAACAGCACUCAGUCCCGUAUCAAGAUUGUCGACACAUUGGUCAAUCUACUACGGACGAUCAUCGAAGGCGAUCCUGAUUCGCUCCUGCCUGCUGUCUGGCUGGCUACGAAUUCCAUCUCACCGCCAUACAUCGAUAUUGAGCUCGGCUUAGGCGGAUCGGCGAUCAGCAAAGGUCUCAAAAAGGUCUGCGGCCUCGAUAAUGCGGGCUUGAAGACUCUCUACAACAAGCAUGGAGACGCGGGCGACGUUGCCUUUGAAGCCAAGAAGCGGCAAAGUCUGACUCUGCGGAAACCCAAACCACUCACGAUCAAAAGCGUGUUCGACUGUUUGCUCAAAAUCGCCAAUGCCAAAGGGCACGGAUGCCAGGAGGUCAAACAGCGGAUUGUGGAGAGAUUGAUUCAGGAUGCGAGGGGUGCGGAGGAGAGCAGGUAUAUCGUGCGCACGCUGGUGCAGCAUCUCCGCAUCGGCGCGGUGAAGACGACCAUGCUCAUCGCACUAUCUCGUGCAUUUCUGCUAUCGCGCCCGCCCGGUGCUGAGUUCUCGACGACACCACAGUCCGAACUGGCGAAGCUUAGCAAGCAGGAGCUUGCAGAAGUCUAUUCGCACGGCGAAGAACUCGUCAAAGCCAGUUUCGCCCGGCGACCGAACUACAACGACCUGGUCCCGACUCUACUCGAGAUCGGGGUUGCGGACGAGCUCCUGCUGCGCUGCGGUCUGGCUCUACACAUUCCCCUACGACCUAUGCUUGGCGGGAUCACGAGAGAUCUCGGAGAGAUGCUCACCAAGCUGGAGGGGCGAGACUUUGCGUGCGAAUUCAAGUACGACGGCCAGCGCGCCCAAGUGCAUUGCGACGAGAAGGGGAAAGUGACGAUAUUCUCUCGACACCUGGAAGUCAUGACGGACAAGUAUCCCGACCUGGUGGCUUUGGUGCCGAAGAUUCGAGGGGAAGGCGUGAGCAGUUUCAUUCUCGAGGGAGAAGUCGUGGCCGUAGACCGAGAGACGGGGGAUUUCAAGCCGUUCCAGAUCCUGGCCAAUCGCGCGAGAAAGGACGUGGUGAUCCAGUCGGUCAAGGUGGACGUUUGUCUGUUUGCCUUCGAUUUGAUGUACCUCAAUGGCGAAGAACUGCUCGACCGGCCUUUUCGAGAGCGACGAAGUCUGCUACGAAGCCUGUUCAUCGAGCUCCCGAACCACUUCACUUGGGUCAAGAGCAUCGAUGCCACUUCUUCGGAUCUGGACACGGUCAGUGGUUUCUUCAGACAAGCGACUGAUAUCAAGUGCGAGGGCAUCAUGGUGAAAGUGCUUGACAAUCUGCCGAAUCCCGAACUCGCCGUCGAAGCUGCGGUAGACCCAGCGUCGUCAGCGAAACCCGUGACUCCGUCCAAAGCAAAGAAGACGAAACCCAAAACCAAGAAGGCAGCGGCAGCAGCGGCCAGUGAGGACACGACAGAUGAUGCGGAAGUAGAGAAGAAAGGCGGGCGUCGCAAAGCCUUACUCUCCACUUACGAACCCGACAAACGCCUCGACUCCUGGCUGAAGGUGAAGAAGGAUUACAACUCGGCAUCAUUCGACACCAUCGAUCUGAUCCCCGUCGGUGCCUGGCACGGCCAAGGGCGUAAGAAUGCAUGGUGGUCGCCGAUAUUACUUGCCUGCCGGAACCCCGAAGACGGGAGUCUCGAAGUGGUGACGAAAUGCAUCAGCGGCUUCACCGACGCCUUCUACAAGGCCAAUAAGGAGAAGUACAGCCAAGACGGGCCGAACACCAUCUCUCGGCCGUCGUAUGUGGAGUACGGCGGUGAGCCAGAUGUGUGGUUUGAACCGCAGGAGGUGUGGGAAAUGGCAUUUGCGGACAUCACGCUGAGUCCGACGUACACUGCCGCCAUUGGGUUGGUGAGCGAGGAGAGGGGACUGAGCAUGAGAUUCCCACGAUUUUUGAAAGUGAGGGAGGACAAAGGGAUUGACGAGGCGAGUACCAAUGAGUUUCUUGCGAGUCUGUACAGGAAGCAAGAGAUUCGACAGCCGCAGGAAGGGAAUGGGCAGGCUGAAGGAAUGGACAGGGUUGACGAGGGAGAGGAAUGAGAGGCCUGAUUGGGUAUUUGGGCACGUGAAGUCUCCCUAAAUGAACAGAAGACCCUUGGGGUGUACAGCGGUACGGCCAGAAAAUUUCCAGAGCGUAAAAUGCACGAGGCUUGCGUAAUGGGCUUGGUAGAGGCUGGUGACACGCGCAGCGAUGACGAAGGCCACUGCUGUGCAGCACUGAUCCGACAUCAAGCUGCCGACUGGAGAUGUUCGGCUGGGCAUGGUAGAUGAGAUAGCACAUUUGUCACUGCUUUGG
Molecule: messenger RNA, 3306 nt
Organism: Neohortaea acidophila
Lineage: Eukaryota; Fungi; Ascomycota; Dothideomycetes; Mycosphaerellales; Teratosphaeriaceae
Exons: 1
Coding region: 345-3050 (901 amino acids)
Biological process (GO): mitochondrial DNA repair; DNA biosynthetic process; DNA recombination
Cellular component (GO): DNA ligase III-XRCC1 complex
Molecular function (GO): ATP binding; DNA binding; DNA ligase (ATP) activity
Source: RefSeq, a predicted model, not a curated record